CUGAGGCAGGGGUGGGAACGGUGAGGACAGGACAGUUUGCCACCAACCCACAAAGCUAAAACUGAAAGGUAACACAGCACAGCAGCUGCGACCAGAAGGAGAGAGAAACAAGAGAGAGAAACUCAACACAACACAGAGACAACAUUGCAUACCCAAAACAUAGAGAUCCAACCAACACAGAUAAAUUUAAACAAAUAUUAAUAAUAUUAUAGUUGUUACACCUCAACUUCUUCAUCUCAAAUACCUCAACUUCUUCAUCUCAAAUACCUCAACGUUACUACUCAAAUUUAUGGUAGUUUGUAAUUAUUUCGGCAUGUCAGGAAUUUGUUCAUUCAGUUUUGGAGGUCAAUUGAGGUCUAACCGAUCAGAAACGGCGUAGACUUGGUUGACUUUGUAGUUGCUUCUUCGAAUCUUUCGAGGGUUAAGUUCCCUUUGCUGGAGCCAUGGCGCAUCUGUCUCAAGCAAAUUCUAGAAGAAUGUAUUCAUGGUGGUGGGACAGCCACAUAAGCCCCAAAAACUCAAAAUGGCUCCAGGAAAAUCUGACAGAUAUGGAUGUCAAGGUGAAGCAAAUGAUUAAGCUUAUUGAAGAAGAUGCAGAUUCUUUUGCCAGGAGAGCAGAAAUGUAUUAUAAAAAACGCCCGGAACUUAUGAAAAUGGUUGAAGAGUUUUAUCGAGCAUAUCGGGCAUUGGCUGAGAGAUAUGAUCAUGCAACUGGAGUCAUCCGCCAUGCCCACAAGACCAUGACUGAGGCAUUUCCUAAUCAAGUUCCUAUGAUGCUGACAGAUGAUUUACCUACUGAGCCACUUACUCCAGAUAUGCGCCACCCUUCACGUGCGUUUCUUGAUCCAGAUGAACCACAAAAGGAUGCUUCCGCUCGUUUGCAUGCUAUCAAAAGAAAUGGUGCUUAUUCUGGUGAACCCGAUUCUGCUAUGAACAAAACAGGUUUGAAACAGCUCAAUGAUCUCUACGUCCCUGGAGAACCUGAAAAUCAUACAAAGUUUGUAGAAGGGCAUGCUAGAAGGGGGCUCAGUUUUUUUGAGAUGCAGGAGGAGAGUAGUGACCUAAACAAUGGAAGCAACAUUACUGGAUCUCAAGUCUUGUCUGAGUCUGAACGCAUGACAAAAGCUGAGACAGAAAUUUUGGCCUUGAAGAAAGCCAUUGCCAAAUUAGAAGAAGAAAAGGAGGCUGGCUUGCUUCAGUAUCAGCAGAGUUUGGAAAAAUUGUCUAAUCUGGAGUCAGAAGUGUCUAGUGCGCAAGCAAAUUCUCAAAGACUUGAUGAGCGAGCAAGUAAAGCUGAAGCUGAAGUUCAAGCCUCAAAGGAAGCCCUAAUCAAAUUACAAGCUGAAAGUGAAGCCUGUCUUCUACAGUACCAGGAAUGCUUGGAGAAAAUAUCUAAUCUGGAGAAAAAUAUUUCUUCUGCACAGAAGGAAGCAGGAGAACUUAAUGAUCGAGCUACUACUGCUGAAAAUGAAACUGAGUCCUUAAAGCAGGAACUUGCUAGAGUAGAAGCUGAAAAGGAAGCAACCCUUGUUCAAUAUAAAGAGUGUUUGGAGACAAUAUCAAAACUGGAGGAGAGAUUAGCAGAAGCUGAGGAGAAUGCAAGAAGAAUUAAGGAUCAUGCCAAUAUAACAGAAAAUGAAAUUGAGGCUUUGAAAUUAGAAGUUACUAAACUUAAUGAAGAAAAGGAAGAUGCUGCUAUCCGUUAUCAGCAAUGCUUGGAGAUAAUUUCCAGUUUGGAGUAUAAACUCUCUUGUGCUGAAGAGGAGGUGCGUAGGCUAAAGUCCAAGAUAGAUGAUGAGGUUCAAAAGUUACAGAGUUCUGAACAAAAAUGUCUUCUCUUGGAGACAUCCAAUCACUCUAUGCAGUCUGAAUUACAAUCUUUGGCACAAAAAAUGGAGUCUAACAAUGAAGAAAUUAAUGAGAAGCAGAAGGAAUUGAAUAGACUUUGGGGUUGCAUACAGGAGGAGAGAUUGCGAUUCAUUGAGGCUGAAACUGCUUUCCAAACUCUUCAGCAGUUGCAUUCUCAAUCUCAGGAAGAGCUUAGAUCUCUUGCUGCUGACUUUCAUAGUAAAGUGGAAAUACUGGGGAAUGUGGAAUCACGUAAGCAGGCUUUAGAAGACGAAGUACUCAGGGUGACUGAGGAAAACAAAAUUCUAAACGAGGUCAAAAUUUCCUCGUCUUUGUCUAUAAAGAAUUUGCAGGAGGAGAUUUUGAAUUUGAGGGAGACAAUAGAGAAACUUGAACAGGAGGUGGAGUUGCGAAUUGAUGAAAGAAAUGCUCUUCAGCAAGAAAUUUACUGUCUUAAGGAGGAGCUUAAUGAUUUGAAUAAAAAACAUGAAGCCAUGAUGGAGGAAGUCAGGUCAACCGACUUAGACCCACAGAGCUUUGGAUCAUCCGUGAAAAAAUUGCAAGAUGAGAACUUAAAGCUGAAGGAAACAUGUGAGGCUGACAAAGGAGAGAAAGAAGCUCUUUUGGUUAAAUUGGAAGCCAUGGAGAAACUUCUAGAGAAAAAUACUGUUCUAGAGAAUUCCCUUUCAGACUUGAAUGCUGAGCUGGACAGUGUCAGAGGAAGGGUAAAUGUGUUGGAAGAAACAUGUCAAUCUCUGCUAGUGGAGAAAUCAAAUCUUGCUGCUGAGAAGGCCGCCUUGUUUUCUCAGUUACAAUCCACAACUGAAAAUCUUGAGAAGCUCUCGGAAAAGAGCAACCUAUUGGAAAAUUCACUAUUUGAUGUGAAUGCUGAACUUGAAGGGUUAAGGGUGAAGUACAAGGCACUGGAAGACACAUGCCAGUCACUUGACCAUGAGAAAUCCAGUAUCUUUCAAGAGAAAGAAUCCUUAGUGUCACAAUUGAACAUAACUCAUGAAACAGUGAAAGAUCUUGAGAAACUGCACAGUGAAUUGGAAUUAAAGCAUUUGGAACUAAAAGGAGAAAGGGAGUCAGCACUUCAAAAGGUAGAGGAGCUGCUAGUUUCCCUAUACUCUGAGAGGGAAGAACAUUCCAGAGUUUUGAAAUUGAAUGAAGAUGAAUUGGCUGAGAAGGAAUCACAAAUCCAUACUCUACAAGAAGAUGCAAAUUGCAAGGAAAAGGAAUAUGAAGAGGAACUGGACAGAACUAUGCAUGCUCAAAUUGAAAUUUUCAUCUUGCAGAAAUGUAUCAACGAUUUGGAGAAAAAGAACUUCUCCCUUUUAGUCGAGUGUCAGAGACUUUUGGAGGCUUCCAAAAUGUCUGACAGAAUGAUAUCUAAAUUGGAGAGUGAAAAUGUUCAAAAGCAGGUUGAUGUGAAUUCUCUAUCUGAGAAAAUUAAAAUACUAAGGAUUGGGCUGAUUCAGGUGUUGAAGACUCUUGACAUUAACGGUGGGCAUUUUCGUGAAGAUAUGCUUGAAGAAGACCAAAUGCUUCUGAACCAUAUAUAUGGAAAACUUCAGGAGAGGCAGGAAUCUUUUGACACAAUUUUCAAUGAAAGCCAACAAAUGGCCAUUGAGAAUUCAGUUCUGAUUACAUUCCUUGAGCAGUUGAAACUAAAGGUAGAAAAUCUUGUGACACAAAGAGAUGCUCUUGAUGAGGAGUUCAGUAUCCAGUCUAAGCAGUUCUUGGCCAUGCAAGUUGAAGUCCAAAAGAUAUUGGAGAAGAAUCUGGAGUUGAAGUUGACAAUAAACAAAGGAGAAGAGAGAAUGGAAGUAAUGACAACUGAAAUAGACAACCUACGGAAGCAGCUGUCAGACCUGGAAAAGAGUCACAACAAUUUACAGGAAGAUAAUUGCAAGAUAUUGGAAGAUAAGUCGUCCUUGAUGAGAAGAUUUCUAGAUCUGGGUGAAGAGAAAAGUAACUUGGAAGAAGAAAUAUGUGUCAUGAUCCAUGAGAUAAUAUCUCAAUCUAAUAGUUCACUGAUUUACCAGAAUAUUAUCUUUGAGAAGCACUUGGAACUUAAAGAGCUAGGUGAUAAUCUUGAUAAACAUUGUUCAGAAAAUAAUGACCUUGAGGAGAGAUUGAAAGUAAUGGUGUGCAAAUUAGAAAAUGCAGAAAUGGAAAAUUCACAUCUUAAAGAGUCAUUUAUAAAGUCAAAUGUUGAACUAAAUUUAGUUGAAUCCAUCAAUCAUCAAUUGAGUUGCCAGAUUAGCGAUGAAAGGGAAAUGUUGCAUCAAAAGGAAAAUGAGCUUUUGGAAGCAGCUGAGAUGUUUCGUGUUUUACAUACUGAGAAAACAGAAUUGCAAAGAAUGGUGGAAGAUCUGAAGAUUAAAUAUGAUGAAGCCAUGGUGACGCUCAAAGAACAGGCUAAUCAAAUUUUAACAUUGUCCUCAGACAAGGAUCGUCAAAAUGAAGAGCUCACAUGCCUGUGUGAAGUGAAUCAGAAGUUGGAGUCUGAAAUGGGGAACCUGCGUCAGGAGCUUGGAGAAACUCAACUCAGGGAAAAGAAGCUAAGCUAUGAAGUACUUAAGGGAAUAAAUGAGAUUGAACAAUGGGAAACUCAGGCUUCAACACUCUUUGCUGAACUUCAGAUUUCUGCUGUCAAUGAAACCUUAUUUGAAGGAAAGGUCCGUGAGCUAGCUGAUGCAUGUAAGAAUCUUGAACGCAGAAACUACUCCCAAGACAGGGAAAGUGAACAGAUGAAAGAGAGAGUUAGCAAGCUGGAAGUUGAAAAUGGAAGACUCUGUGAUCAAUUAGCUGCUUAUGUCCUUGCUGUUGGUGCUUUGAAUGAUUGUAUAACAUCUUUGGAGAUGCAGACUCUCGCACAUGCAAAACCUCAUGACUGUGAAGAAUCAAAGGUUAAAGAUUUGGUGAAUAAUGAAUACUCUGAAAAUGGUCAUCAAACAGAUGAAGAUCAGACUGUUAUGGCACCGGAUGCACUCCCUGACUUCCAAAACAUGCAGAGAAGGAUCAAUGCAAUUGCAAUGGCGGUUAAGCAGUUAAGUGAAAGUUUCAAACCCAAGAAUGAAACGAGAGAGAUUCAAGCAAGCAAGCAUGUUACUCAAGCAAGGCCAGAUAUCCCCAUUACCGAGAUUGAAGUCCUGCCAAAAGACAUCAUGCUUGAUCAAAUAUCUGAAAGUUCAUCGUAUGGGAUAAGUAAGAGGAGAGAAAUUCUUGAGGCUGAUGAUCAGAUGCUAGAGUUGUGGGAAACAGCUAAUAAGGAUGCUACUGUUGGCAUGCAAAUUGAAAAGACACAGAAGAUGGCUGCUGAAGCUGCUGCCAAUCAUCAAAGAGGAGCAACCAAGGAAGUCAAAAACAAAUAUCCUUCAACAGAUUCUACCGUGGAAAAGGAGUUGAGUGUGGACAAGUUAGAGAUCUCAAGAAGAUUGACACUACCGCGCGAAGAAGGGAACCAGAGCAAGAUUUUAGAAAGACUUGAUUCUGAUGCACAGAAGUUGACCAACCUUCAAAUCACCACACAAGAUUUGAUGAAGAAGAUAGAAAUUAAUGAGAAGAACGCAAAGGGAAAAGGUGGUGAGUGUGAUGAGGUGAAAAGGCAGCUUCAAGCAGCUCAGGAUACCAUCACAAAGUUGCUUGAUGUCAACCGCAAGUUGAUGAAGAAUGUGGAAGAGGGUUCCUUGUCUUCUGUUGGGAAGGGUGAAGCAGAGUCAGAUGGAAGUGGAAGUGUCAGCAGAAGUAGAGUUUCAGAACAGGCACGGAGAGAAUCAGAAAAAAUAGGACAACUGCAUUUGGAGGUGCAAAGACUGCAGUUUCUGCUGCUGAAACUGGGUGAUGGAAAAGAAAGCAAAGAAAUAACAAAAGUUGCUGACAGAAAUCCAAGAGUGCUUUUGCGAGAUUAUCUCUAUGGUGGGACAAAAGCCUACAAGAAGAAGAAAAGGCUACCCUUUUGUGCAUGUAUGCGACCUUCCACCAGGGGAGAUUAAUUGUUGCUAUAUAGUUUGAAGUAUGUGAGGCAUUAGCUUUCUUGUUUGUAAAAUUUUCUUUCUAAAGAUGCUUUAAGACCAUACAUAUUUUGAUCAUGGUGUACAUGCUGUGCCUCAUUUACUCGUAAGAAGAGGCCAAGGCUAGGAUGGAAUUUUUGCCAUUUUUUUCUCCUGUAAUAUUCUGAAUAAUCACCUUUUUUAUAUCUGGUGUAGAUGAGUAAUGAGUGUUUAGUUUUUAUCUGUUA
Molecule: messenger RNA, 6094 nt
Organism: Cajanus cajan (pigeon pea)
Lineage: Eukaryota; Viridiplantae; Streptophyta; Magnoliopsida; Fabales; Fabaceae
Source: RefSeq, a predicted model, not a curated record